Molecule: messenger RNA, 1371 nt
Organism: Phoenix dactylifera (date palm)
Lineage: Eukaryota; Viridiplantae; Streptophyta; Magnoliopsida; Arecales; Arecaceae
Product: two-component response regulator ORR9-like
Biological process (GO): phosphorelay signal transduction system; cytokinin-activated signaling pathway
Source: RefSeq, a predicted model, not a curated record
CGACCACAAUGGGGGGGGGAAAGGAGAGAAUAGAAAAGGGGAGGAGGAGGGUGCGAGGAUUGCUUGCUCUCCAAUUCAAAAAUGGGGUGAAUUCUUGGGAAGAUUUGGACGAAAAUCUGGUCGGAUCUUGCUUUCCAUGCGGUGGCAUUUUGGUGGGCUGGCUUAUAUCUCCUCUCUCAUUUCCUUCCUCCCCUCCCCCCCCACAGAGAAUCCAAUCAUCAGAAAGUAAAAGAGAACCAAACCAACACCAACCCAACCCAUCCCAACCUCCACCUCCUCUCCUUCUACCCUUUCUCCAUCUCCCAAGCUCCUAUGAUCAUUCCUUUAUUGCUGCUGUGGUGGUGGAAGGAAAUCAACAACAACAACAACAACAACAAGAAGUAGAAGAAGAAGGUAUGACAGUGGAGGCAGAAGCACCGUUCCAUGUUCUGGCUGUGGAUGACAGCCUCAUUGACAGGAAGCUCAUUGAGAGGCUCCUCAAGACAUCCUCCUACCAAGUUACCACAGUGGAGUCUGGGAGCAAGGCUCUGGAAUUGUUGGGAUUCAGGGAGGACCAGUCCAGCACACCUUCUGUCUCGCCAAACCAGCAUGUAUUUUAUCUCAUCCUAAUUUGCUGCAUGGUGUUGUUUUUCUUUUGUUUUGAAAUAGUAAUUUGGAUGAUUGAUAUUUUUGAUGGGUUUUUAUUUCAGGAGAUUGAGGUGAAUUUGGUUAUCACAGAUUACUGUAUGCCAGGAAUGACAGGGUAUGAUCUGCUGAAGAAGAUUAAGGGGUCCUCUUCUCUUAAAGAUAUCCCAGUUGUGAUCAUGUCAUCUGAGAAUGUGCCUUCCAGGAUCAGCAGGUGCUUGGAAGGAGGAGCGGAGGAGUUCUUUCUCAAGCCAGUACAACUCUCAGACUUGAAAAGGCUUAGACCCCAUAUACUGAAAGGGAAAUCCAAUUGCAAAGGGCAAAAACAGCAGCAGCCGCAGCCGGAGAACAACAACAAUAAUGGGAGCAGCAGCAGCAGCAGCAGCAGCAGUAAUAAUUGCAGCAACAACCAAAGCAACAAAAGAAAGGCCAUGGAUGCCAUGGACGAGGGGCUUUCACCUGGGAGGACAAGACCAAGAUUCUCCAGUGACAGUCUGACAGUUGUGUGAUCUUAUGAAAUCUAAUUGUUGCUUCACCUAGAAUGAUAACUCUCCAAAGUUCUCAAUUUUUUGUUUCUUUCAUCAUGUGGCCCUUUCUUUCUUCUUUUUUUUUUGGAUUGGGAAGUCUUUAAUCAUAACACCUAUUCCUCUCCAAUUUUGCUGUGGUUAGAAGUGUAUCCAAAUGUAAAUAAUGGAGAAGGCAAGAUGGAUGGAUGGUUGUGCAUGGUUAGGCUGGAAUUUUUGAGCU